Messenger RNA from Capronia coronata CBS 617.96, 1557 nucleotides. Its product is annotated as aromatic-L-amino-acid decarboxylase. NCBI's taxonomy places the organism in Eukaryota, Fungi, Ascomycota, Eurotiomycetes, Chaetothyriales, Herpotrichiellaceae. The transcript has a single exon. Gene Ontology annotation, molecular function: oxidoreductase activity; FMN binding. The coding region runs from base 1 to 1557 and encodes 518 amino acids. The record is from RefSeq and is a predicted model, not a curated record.
AUGGCAGCGGACACAGGCACAGGCACAAGAACACCUCCCAAAGCUCCAGCUCGGGUCAUCGUGGUUGGAUCCGGACUCGCGGGUCUCUCUGCCUCCUCGGAGCUCGUGUCGAGGAAUAUUCCGGUCCACAUUGUCGAACGACAGCAGAAGCCGGGAGGCAAUUCAAUCAAGGCCUCCAGCGGGAUCAAUGGCGCACCGACCCGCUAUCAACCGCCCGGGUCGGAUUCCGCGGCAUCGUUCUACGAAGACACCUUGAGGUCCGUCAGUGCGGAAGUCAUGGCGACGAUGACGGCACGCAGGCAGAGUCUGAUAUCUACGCUGACCAAUUCUUCCGCCUCGGCCAUCAAUUGGCUCGUCGACGAAAAGGGGAUUGAUUUGUCUCGUGUGGCCCAGCUGGGCGGCCACAGCCAUGCACGAACACAUCGGGGUGCAGGAACUACUCCGCCGGGCGCGAGUAUUGUUUUGACUCUCCUCAAGCAGCUCAAAGAGAAUCCGCUGGUCAAGCUGGAAACGGGAACAACAGUUACGAAAGUCCUCAAGUCCGAUAAUAACGAAGUUGUCGGGGUCGAAGUCCAACGGAACGGAAGCAGCAGCGAAGCUGGAGGUGAAGCUGAAGCUGAAGUUGGGGUCGAAACUGAAGUUGAAGUCCUAAAAGGUCCCGUCGUCUUCACAUCUGGUGGAUUCGCCGGCGACUCGAAAGGAAUCCUCGCCCACUACCGACCAGAUCUGGCAGGGUAUCCUUCCACCAACGAAGCAUUGCCAGGCAGCCAGGGUCUGUUGACAGAGAUCGGAGCUCAGCUGCUCGACAUGGACCUCGUGCAGAUCCAUCCUACGGGAUUCAUCGACCCGAAGGAACCGUAUAAAGCCACGAAAUUCCUCGCCGCAGAAAUGCUGAGAGGAGAAGGCGGGAUUUUGUUAAGACACGGGUCGAGAUUCAUUGACGAACUCCAGACGCGGAAAGUCGUCACGGGAGCAAUCACCUCAGCAGCAGCUGGUCCAGUUGACAUGAACGAGUCUAUGAGCGAGUCUAUGCACGAUUCCGAAUCCGAGUCCAAGUCCGUGCCUGUCAAGCAGUGGCACACUUUACUACUGCUGGACGAAGGGGCCUAUGAGGCAGCCAAGGCCCAUGUCGACUUCUAUCUCUGGAAAGGACUGAUGCGCAAAACGACCGUGGGAGAACUCAACCAUGCCGACACGACGCUGGAAUCGAUCAAGACGUAUUCGGCAGUCGUGCAGGGCAAGGCGGUCGAUCCUCUGGGACGCACCACGUUCGGUCGGUGGAAGCUGUCUGAUCCUACUUUGGAUUCCGUUGUCUACGUCGGCACCGUCACACCCGUGGUCCAUUACACCAUGGGCGGCGUGGUGUUUACUCCCAACGCGGAGGUUCUGGAUGCCACGACGGGAAUGCCUAUCCGGGGACUCUGGGCGGCGGGCGAGAUUACGGGUGGUAUCCAUGGCGCUAAUCGGCUCGGUGGGAGCAGUUUGCUGGAAUGUGUUGUUUUUGGCCGGAUUGCUGGACAGAAUGCCGCUGCUUAUGUUGAGGGGAAGAGUCAAUAA